Molecule: messenger RNA, 1809 nt
Organism: Trypanosoma rangeli
Lineage: Eukaryota; Euglenozoa; Kinetoplastea; Trypanosomatida; Trypanosomatidae
Exons: 1
Coding region: 1-1809 (602 amino acids)
Source: RefSeq, a predicted model, not a curated record
AUGGCGUCUUCCUUUUUGGUUCCCUUUACGCUGCACGUUAAGCGAUCGGAACCAUGCGAAUUACUUCAAGACGAGCUUGGGCCCCUACUGUCAUUACUCCGUGGGGAAGGGGAUCUCUUGCCCAGAACAAACCCAGCUGCAGUGCGAACCGCGCCUGGUGCUAACACACUGCAGCAUUUGUUGGAUAAUGUUGCCGUACCGCCUGUCAACUUGGAAGUGGAACGCGCUAAUGAUGGUAUUAUCGACUUUAUUGCUAGUGCUAGACGUUCUGCGCGCUUUGAGCAGAGUUACGUUAGUCUUAUCUUUCAAGAGUACUGUAGACGCAAAAACAUUGAAAAAGAACGAGAGGAGGUGCUAGACGAAUGUAGGAGGUCACGGCAGGAACUGGUGGACGCCGAACUCCCGCCAGACGUUCGCGCGUCGUUGGCCGCGUUGGAGGGCGAAGAGUCCAAAGGGCGUGAGGCGGUGAUGGCGGCGUACAAAGCCUUUUUGGACUGGGUGGAUGCGACCACGCCAGAGUGGCUGGAGGCUGUGCUUUGCCGGGAAAGGGGGAGGCAGGCGAAGGCGGCUGCCAUCGAUGCGGCGAAGCGUGCCUUGGAGGAUGAACUUGAGCAGCGGGACAGUGGAGCGACAACGGGUACAGAGGGCCUUGCCACAGAUGAAUCCUUGCGGCAACGAGCAAUUGCCAUGAUCGAACAGGAGCAGGAGCGUCGCUUACAGGCGCAGGAGGAUCAGGUAAAUAUGCUACGCAAUCAGGAGGACCAGUUGCGACGCCAAAUUGAAGAGAACAGGCGGCGCCGUGAGGUGGAGAAGGAAAAGCAACGCAAGGACGAGCUUGAAUACAGGUACAGAGGGCUGGUGGAGCAGGAGAGCUCCUUGCAACAGCGCUUGUCGCAGUAUGGACAGGCGCGGACAAGGCGCGAGGAAGAGCGUCGUAUGCUGCUGGAACAUAUUGAGGCUGAAGAACAGUUACUCCGCCGACGCCUGGAAGAGAGGGAGGUGCAGCGGAAAAAGGCUGAGGAGGAAAAGCAAAAAAUGGAGCGUGAACACCGUGAUGAGCUUUACGAACACGUGGAGGCGGAAGAAGAGUUGCUUCGGCAGCGACUUCAGCGUUAUGAAGAGGCGCGGGCGGUGGAGGCGGAAAAGGCGAAGCGGCGGGCAGAAGAAGAGCGGGAUGAGCUGUACGAACACGUGCGUGCGGAGGAGGAAAUCUUGCAACGGCGGCUUGAGCAGCGGCGGAAAGAGGAGGCGGCGGAGAAGGUGAGGCGUGAGGAGGAGGAGCAGGAUCGCCAAAGAGAUGCGCUGCUCAAGGCACUGGCGGUGGAGACCUCCGCAUUGGAGGAGCGAAUGCGUCACCGAGAGGCAGAGGCCCAUCGAUUGCAACGGCUGGAAUAUGAAAAAAGGGAGGAGGAGCUACGCUUGCUGGUCGAAAUGGAGGCAAAGCAGAGCCGCCGUAUGGAGGAGCACGAGAAACAGCCGCAGACAUCACCUCAAUGGCAUCAGUAUCACCAUUACCAUCACCCUCCGCAACACCAUCAGUGUCAGCAUCCGCCACAGCCGCCGAGCCAACCUGCUUCUUCUAAUAGCCACACCUACCACGAUCCAACGUUGUUGGGCCCUCCUCUACAGCCGCCAUCGCACAGUAGUGAUUCUACAGCUGCUGCAGGCUCUCCAGCUGCGUACCCGUGGGGGGUCAACGCGGUUCCACCUUCUUACUUGCAUCACACGCAUUCUUACCCACACCCCCAGCAACUGCAGCCGCAGCCGCCAACACCACCACACUACAUGCCGUUUUCAUUUCAGCGGUGA